Messenger RNA from Lolium perenne, 384 nucleotides. Lineage: Eukaryota; Viridiplantae; Streptophyta; Magnoliopsida; Poales; Poaceae. The record is from RefSeq and is a predicted model, not a curated record.
AUGCCGCCGCGCCGCCGCCCACCCUCCGGCUACCACGGCGUUCGGGGCGCGGCCGAGCGGCCGAUUCGACGCGGAGAUCCGUUCCGGCGAGGGAGCGGAUCCCGCCUCGGCACCUUCGACACGGCGCACGAGGCGGCGCGGUCCUACGACGCCGUCGCGUGGCGGCUGGGCCGCAGCCGCCGCGCGAUGAACUUCCACGACGUGUUCACGCGGGAGCAAGCGGAGAUGCUCGCGCCGCCGCCGAUGAUCACGCGGGAGCAGCGAGCGCCGACGGCGGGAGCCGAGCGGCGCUUUGCUCAUCAUAGUCCAUCCAAGAUAAAGCCCCAGAGAUUGGCGCAACCAGCUCACAUUGGAAUUCCCAGUGGUUCUCAUUGCGGCCAUUAG